AUGUCUACAACAAGAAAAGAACCAUUAGCAAUUGAAGAGUUAAUUGCUAAGAAGAAGGAAUUGGAAGAAGCAGAAACAAAGCCAAAAUUUUUAACACGUGCUGAACGUGAAGCUUUAGCAUUGAAGAAGCGUGAAGAACAAGUGGCAAAACAACGAGAAGCUCAAAAAGCACUACUUGAAAAACGAAAAGCAUUUAUUCAAGAUGCUAAGAGAACAGAAAAAGAGCGUGAUCGGGAACGUGAGAAGGAACGCAAAGAUCGCGAACGCGAGCGUGAACGUGAGCGUGAACGUGAAAAAGACACGGAGCGUGAUAAGGAUCGUGAACGAGGUCGUAGAAGUCGCAGUCGUGAUCGAGAAGGUCGAAGAAGUAGAAGUCGAGAAAGGAGAAGUCGCAGUCGUGAAAGACGAAGUCGAAGUCGUGAACGACGUAGUCGUAGUCGUGAGAAGCGCCAAGAUGCGGAAAAAAUUGAUCGUAAUGGGGAAGUGAAAGAUGAAAGAGAAACCGACAAAGAUUUGGAGAAGCUUAAUGAAGCUAUCCGCCAACGUUAUCUUGGAGGACAACGAGAGAAACGAAAACGUGGUCGUCGUUUGCAUGAGCGAAAGUUCAUUUUUGAUUGGGAUGCUGGCGAAGACACAUCAAACGACUACAACAAAUUAUACCAAAAUAGACAUGAAGUACAAUUUUUUGGUCGAGGAUCCAUAGCUGGGAUGGAUGUUAAUGCUCAAAAGAAGCAAAAAUCGGAAUUUUAUGCGAAUUUAAUGGAAAAACGACGAACCAAAGAAGAGAAACAGCAAGAAGAAUUACGAUUGGCUGGUGUAAAGAAGAAAGAGAAGAAAGAAGCAUUUGAUAAUAGACAUUGGACUCAAAAAAGCUUAGAUCAAAUGACAGAACGUGAUUGGCGUAUAUUCCGGGAAGAUUUCAAUAUUUCGAUUAAAGGUGGUCGUGUUCCGAAACCGCUGCGUAAUUGGGAGGAAGCAGGUCUACCAGCAGAAGUUUUUGAUGUUAUUAUGAAAAUUGGUUAUAAGGAGCCAACGCCAAUUCAACGACAGGCAAUUCCAAUCGGCUUGCAAAACAGAGAUAUAAUUGGCGUAGCGGAAACUGGAUCUGGAAAAACGGCUGCCUUUUUAAUACCGCUUCUUGUAUGGAUAACAUCAAUACCAAAAUUUCAUGGUAACGAUGAUCAAGAUACGGGACCUUAUGCUAUUAUCAUGGCACCAACACGUGAGUUAGCACAACAAAUUGAGGAGGAAACGGUUAAAUUUGGGCAGUUGCUUGGUAUUCGAACAGUUUCAGUAAUUGGUGGUGCUUCACGAGAAGAGCAGGGUCUAAAACUUCGUCUUGGUGUUGAGGUGGUUAUUGCUACACCAGGUCGUUUGUUAGAUGUUUUGGAAAAUCGUUAUUUAUCAUUGGAUCAGUGCACUUAUGUUAUUUUGGAUGAAGCUGAUCGAAUGUUGGAUAUGGGUUUUGAACCGGAAGUACAGAAAGUUCUUGAAUAUAUUCCGGUGACGAAUCUCAAACCUGACACGGAAGAGGCAGAAAAGGAAGAAUCCAUAAUGGAAAAUUUCUAUUCGAAAAAGAAAUAUCGUCAGACCGUUAUGUUUACUGCAACAAUGAGCCCAGCAAUUGAGCGAUUAGCUCGAGCAUACCUUCGACGCCCGGCUGUUGUAUACAUUGGUUCUAUUGGAAGGCCAACAGAACGCGUUGAACAAAUCGUUUAUAUGAUUGGUGAAGAAAGUAAACGCAAGAAACUUGUUGAAUUGAUCUCAUCUGAUGCAUUUGAACCGCCUAUUAUCAUUUUUGUCAAUCAGAAACGAGGAGCAGAUAUGUUGGCUAAAGGCCUUACAAAAUUGGGCUUUCAACCUUGUGUUUUACAUGGUGGUAAAGGUCAAGAUGCUCGUGAAUAUUCGUUGGCAGCACUCAAAGAUGGAACGAAAGAUAUUUUAGUGGCAACAGAUGUUGCUGGACGUGGUAUUGAUAUCAAAGAUGUUUCCUUGGUUCUCAAUUAUGAUAUGGCGAAGUCAAUUGAAGAUUAUACUCACCGAAUUGGUCGAACAGGACGUGCCGGAAAGCAUGGUAAAGCGAUAACAUUUUUGACACCUGAAGAUAAGGAAGUCUUCUACGAUUUGAAGCAAUGCCUUCUAGAGAGUCCAGUAUCAACUUGUCCACCGGAAUUAGCUAAUCAUCCGGAGGCUCAACAUAAGCCGGGUACAUAUGUUCCCAAGAAACGACAGGAAGAAACACUAUUUCGUAAUUAA
Molecule: messenger RNA, 2256 nt
Organism: Brugia malayi
Lineage: Eukaryota; Metazoa; Nematoda; Chromadorea; Rhabditida; Onchocercidae
Gene: Bma-ddx-23
Exons: 14
Coding region: 1-2256 (751 amino acids)
Biological process (GO): mRNA splicing, via spliceosome
Cellular component (GO): catalytic step 2 spliceosome
Molecular function (GO): ATP binding; RNA binding; RNA helicase activity
Source: RefSeq, a predicted model, not a curated record